AUGCUAGUUGUGGACCAUCAGACGCAGGCCCUUGUGCUGAUUAUUCGCGGCACAGCAUCGGGCAACGACAAGCUAGUGGACCUCCUGGGCAUGGGAGAACCGCUGCGAGAGGAGGACAAAACGCUGCCCGAAGGCGAACGCUUUAUCGGGCAUGCUGGGAUGACGAGAGUAGCGCGUAAAAUCGCUGAACGUAUGAUUGCCGAGCAGUGGGUUGAGGAAGCCAGACGACGAUUUCCUGACUACCCGUUUGUCAUCGUGGGACACAGCCUGGGCGCCGGUUUAACCUCCCUCCUUUCGGUGCUCGUGAAGCCACGGUAUCCUGAGAUGAAAGCUUACGCCUACGCUCCUCCUGGUGGAUGUAUGAACCCGGCCAUGUCUGAACACAGCCGCGACUUCCUGUGUUCUUUCGUUUACGGCUACGACAACGUACCUCGUACGAAUGUCUCAUCAAUGGAAGACCUAAGAGCCAGGCUGGUGCAUGCGUUGGUCGUUUGCCAGACUCCAAAGGCUCUUAUUAUGCCCAACCGCAUCGCUGCCUUUGUUCUUCGCCUGAUUGGCCCUUGCUUCGGCUUGCCCACGUGUGGAGAGAUCGACGCUUUUCUCAGCCAUGACGUGAAGGAGAAGUUGCUAGAUCCCAAACUGGAGGAUAUCUACGAGACGCCCUUUGGAGAAAAGUUCAAAGCUUAUGCUGAUGAAGUCACCGGUGGUGUUUCUCGGGUGGACCGGCUUCUGGACGGAGAACGUUCUCUAAUGAGAUGGAAAAAGCCCGAGGCACGCCAGCUGCUGCGACUUCCUCGUCCUUAUCCCAAGAGUAUGUAUCCGGAACUUUUUUCACGGGCAAAUGUUGACAAACUCAUUAGCACGAUGAGUGAUGGUCGCUUUGGAGCCCGUGUAAUUCAUCUACUUGAGGUUGAUUCUGACUUUAAAGUGCCCGGUGUAAAACCCUUUAAAAAUGAGGCUGAGGCAGUAAGUACGCGCAUGAAGAAGCGAACACAGGGUAAGACCAACGCCGUGGAGUUUAUCCCCACAGCAGAUAAUCCUAAUCCUCCCUAUAAUAGCGAUGUAAACGCAAAGCUAUCGGCAAAAAUGGUUGCUGAGGCGGUUGCCACCUCGCUGAAUCAGAACGGCUAUGUUCCCCCGCCCAUUGCUGUGUGGUCGGACGUCACAUUCUUCAACUCCAUUUUGGUGCACCCCAAAAUGUAUUUGAACCACGUUCCACUCUAUGUCAGCAACGCCUGGGACCGCCUCUGGAUUUCCAUGCAACAUCCAGACAGGAUAUUCUACAAGGUGGACGACAGAAACUUCACUGACUACCAUAAACCCCUGCAUGGUGUCAGACGAAAGCCUGAGGAACUGGAUGAGGCCUAUUGUCGAAUCCGUGUCAUGAAGCCGCAACCAAUUACGGUUUGA
This is a messenger RNA of Dibothriocephalus latus, 1410 nucleotides long. The record is from the annotation of a GenBank genome assembly. NCBI's taxonomy places the organism in Eukaryota, Metazoa, Platyhelminthes, Cestoda, Diphyllobothriidea, Diphyllobothriidae.